Messenger RNA from Trypanosoma rangeli, 594 nucleotides. Its product is annotated as putative dynein heavy chain. Lineage: Eukaryota; Euglenozoa; Kinetoplastea; Trypanosomatida; Trypanosomatidae. Bases 1 to 594 code for a protein of 197 amino acids. Gene Ontology annotation, molecular function: dynein light intermediate chain binding; dynein intermediate chain binding; minus-end-directed microtubule motor activity. Gene Ontology annotation, cellular component: dynein complex. Gene Ontology annotation, biological process: microtubule-based movement. The record is from RefSeq and is a predicted model, not a curated record. The transcript has a single exon.
AUGCGAAAAUUCCUUGGGGAACGUGGGGCGAAGGAGCGUAUUCUUGAUUUUGACACUGGAAAAGUGACGUCAGCAAUACGUGAGAAUGUGGGUCGACUGCUGCAUCAAAAGGCGGCGUCAUUCAGACCGGAGGUGAUUCACCGCGCCUCGGUUGCUGCGGCGCCAAUGGCAGCCUGGGUGAGGGCCAUGGUCGACUACUCCACCAUUCUUGAUAGCAUAUCCCCGCUCAACUGUCAACUGCAGCUGCUCGAGAAGAAUCAGAGGGAGGGCGAAGAGCAGCUGCGUGCAUUGAAGAAGAAGCUAAAGCAGAUUGACGCAGCUGUUGAAGAUCUGCGACAGGAGUUCUCACAGAAGUGUAAGGAGGCUGAGCGAUUGAAGGAUAUCCUUGCAAAGGCUGAGAAUGAACUUUCGAAGGCGUGUGAUUUGCUUGCGAAGCUUAGCAGUGAAAAGACACGUUGGGCGCAAGAUACAGAGAAAAUUGAAACAAGUAAUCGUUUACUGCCCAAGUGGACACUUGUUUCGGCUGCAUUCAUGACUUAUAUUGCAAAAGAAACCGAAGAUGUGCGUCAACAGUAUUUUAAAAAAGUGGUCUGA